GUGAGAGCGAGGGAGCGCGCAGGGGAGCGCGGCGCAGCCCUCCCAGCGCCCGCAGGCAGCGCCGGCCCCGCCGCCCGCCCGGCCCGGCCCGGCCCGCCGCCCCGGAGCCCUGCCAGCUGCGGGCAGCGCACGGCGGGCCGGCGAUGCGGCGCGCAGGUCCCGGGCGCCGGAGCCUAUGAGCGGCGUCGCGCCGCCCCGUCGGCUGUCGGGCAGUGAGCGGCGAGCGGGCGGGUGAGCGCGGGCGGGCGGCCGGAGCCGCGGCGCGGCGGGAUGUGAGCGGGGCGGCCGAGGGGGCCGGCGCGGCGGGAGCGGCACGGCGGAGCGGAGCGGUGGAGCGGCCAUGCCCUUCUGAGGAGCCGCGCAGGAUGUUCGGGUUGGAGCAGUUCGAGCCGCAGAGCAGCAGCCGGAGCGGCGGGCAGGCAGAGCGGGGCUUCGGGCAGCCCGGACUGAGCAUGAGCGCGCACUUCAAGGCGCCGGCCUUCCCCGGCGGCGGCCCGGCGGCGGCGGCGGCCGUGGACCCGGCCCUGGGCGCGCUGGGCGACCCGCCCCUCCUGGGCAUGAACAUGAGUCUGGCCGGGGACGCCUACGGCUUCCCGGGCCGCGGCCCCGGAGAGCUGCACGGCGGCGGCAUGCAACCGCCGGUGCACGGCUUCUUCGGCGGGCAGCAGCCGCACGGCGGCCACGGAGGAGCCCACCACCCCCACCAGCACCCCCCGCACUUCGGCGGCAACUUCGGGCCCGACCCCGGCGCCUCCUGCGUUCACGGCGGCCGGCUCCUGGGCUACAGCGGGGCGCUGGGCGGGCAGACGGCGUUCGCCGACGGCUACGAGCACAUGGCCGAGAGCCAGGGCGGUGAGGGCUUCGGGCAGCAGCGGCCCGGGAACCUGCCCGACUUCCAGCACCACAGCGCCGGCGGCUCCAACCACGCCGUGCCGGCGCCCUGCCUGCCCCUCGACCAGUCCCCCAACCGCGCCGCCUCCUUCCACGGGCUGCCGGCGGCCGGCUCCUCCGAGCCUCACGGCCUGGAGCAGCGGCGUCUGCCCGCGCAGGGCGGCGUGGACUCGCUGGAAUACAAUUACCCCGGCGAUGGCCCCGCCGGGCACUUCGAGCUGCCCGUCUUCUCCCCGUCGGAGCCCGAGGGGCAGCUGCCACACUACGGUGGCGGGCGGCAGGUACCGGCAGGCGGCAGCUUCGCCGGGGCGCCCGCCCUGCCCCGGGCGCCGGGCAUGGCCGUGGCCAAGGCGCACCCGCCGCAGCAGCACGGUGUCUUCUUCGAGCGCUUCGGGGGAGCGCGGAAGAUGUCCGCCAGCCUGGAGCCGGGGGCCAGCGCCAGGCACCCACUGAUGCAGCAGCAGCAGCCGCCGCAGCCGCCGCAGCAGCCGCCGGGCUUGCUGGCCAGACAGAACUCCUGCCCGCCAGCCAUUCCUAGGCAACAGCAAGCAGAAGCCAACGCUCCCAACCCCAACCUGCAGGACAAUGGGCCCAUAAUGCAGAACCAGCAUGCACAGUUUGAAUACCCUAUUCACAGACUGGAGAACAGGAAUAUGCAUCCCUACACCGACCCCAUGUUUAAUAUGCAGCACCCUCCUCCGCAACAGCCACCAAAUCAAAGACUGCAGCACUUCGAUGCCCCCUACGUGAGCGUCGCCAAGAGGCCACGGUUCGACUUCCCCGGCAACCCCGGUGUCGAGCGCUGCGCCUCCUGGGGCAGCAGCAUGCACGGCCCCGCCAUGGAGAGCCACCUCUCCCCGACGGGCUACCCGGGCCUGCCGGGCGAGUUCACCCCGCCGGCGCCCGAGGCCUUUGGGGGGCCGCUGCCGCACGGCGGCCCCGAGCACCCGGCGCUGGCCCAGCGCCAGAACGCGGCCCUGGUGAUGAAGCAGAUGGCCUCGCGCAGCCAGCAGCGCCUGCGGCCGCCCAGCCUGCAGCAGCUGGGGCACCAUGGCGAGGUGGGCCCGCCUGGCAGCCUGCCCCCGCCCGCCUUCGAGCGGGAGCCCAGCAGCGGUGCCCGUGGCUUCGACCCUCCGGCGCCGCACCUGGCCCCCGACAGCGCCUGGUUCGCGGGGCCGCCGCCCGGGGAGCUGCUGCCGCGGCGCAUGGCGGCCCCGGGGCUGCCGGCCGAGGCGGCCCCCCACGAGCUGGGCCUGCAGCCCGGCGGGGCUGCUGUGCUGUUCCGGCCGGGCGCUGGCGGGCUGGGGCUGCAGGAGCCCCUGCGGAUGGCGGGCGAGGGCCCGGCACAGGCCCUGGCCUCACCUGGCGUCCACCCACCCUUUGCACCUACCAUGGGUGGCCUCUCGCAGCUGCAGUCCCCGGGCGGUGGGGUGGCCCUGCCCAGCGCACCCGCCGAGCGCCGUGGCCCCGCCGACUUCGCCGCCCAGCCCGGCUUCCCCUUCGCGGCAGCGGCGCGGCAGCCCGCGGCCCACGGGCCUGCGCCUGCCCUCAGCGCCUCGCCGGGCGCCUACCCCCCGCCCCCGCCGGAGUUCCCCCCGCCGCCACCUCCGCGGCCUGCCGCCAGCAAGCUGGGUGCCCUCUCGCUGGGCUCCUUCAGCAAGCCCGCCAGCAAGGACAACGUCUUUGGGCAGAGCUGCCUGGCCGCCCUCUCCACUGCCUGCCAGAACAUGAUCGCUAGCCUGGGCGCCCCCAACCUUAACGUCACCUUCAACAAGAAGAGCCCGGCUGAGGCCAAGCGCAAGCUCAGCCAGGCCGAGCCUGACCCGCCGCCGCCCGCUGCCCAGGACUACUUCCCAGCAGGGCCACCGGCGGGUGCGGCGGGAGCAGGCAAGGGGUCAGGCCCUGCCCCUCUGCUGCCCGCCGAGAGCAGCCUCUCGCCUGGCUACGCGCUGGAGCCAGCAGCUGGCAGCGAGGGCAAGGCGGGCGGCGGGCGGGGGCGGGGGCGGCGGAAACGGGACAGUGGGCACGUCAGCCCCGGCACCUUCUUCGAAAAGUUCUCUGCCUCGGAGGGCAGCGGGGCUGGCGUCAGCCCAGGGCAGCCGGCGGUGUCUGCGGUGGUGGGGGGCCCGCCAGGGGCCGCGGAACAUGGUGCGGGCACCCCCCACGACAAGCCCCUGACCUCACCCUCCUGGGGCAAGGGCAGCGAGCUGUUGCUGGGGGAGCAGCCUGACCUGAUGUCCUCCCUGGACAGCGGCAUCCAGAGCGUGACCAAGUCGGACAGCAGCUCCCCGCACGUGGACUUUCCCGACGAGGUUAGCACCAGCUAUGGCAACGAGGACGAGGUGUCCUCCAGCUCCGACAACGCUGCCUCCAAGCCCACCCGCAGCCCGCUGCUGGGCGGCUCGCCCAAGCUGCCCCGUGGGGAGCACGCACUUCUCAACGGACAGAAGCCCCUGGCCCUCGGCCUCCUCAGUACGUCUACCUCGACCCCCGACAGCUAUGGGCUCAGCACCACGGCGGGCACCCACCCUGGCACGCCGAGCAUGGAGCAGGUGCGGACCCCCACCAGCACCUCUGCCCAGGAUGAGAUCCACCCCUUAGAGAUCCUGCAGGCACAGAUCCAGCUCCAGCGGCAGCAGUUCAGCAUCUCGGAAGACCAGCCCUUGGGGCUGAAGAGCAAGAAGGGGGAGUGCACAGGGCAGAAUGGGGACAGUGAGCUGGGCAGCUGCUGCUCAGAGGGUGUCAAGGGUGCCAUGAGCACCAUUGACCUGGACUCCCUGAUGGCGGAGCACAACUCUACCUGGUACCUGCCUGGCGAGAAGGCCCUGAUGGAUGGACAGGAGGAGGACAAGCCCAUGGUGCCCUGGGAGAAGCCCAAGCCCCCGAACCCCAGCAAAGAAGCCCACGACCUUCCCCCGAGCAAGACCCCGGCGGCGCAGAGCGGCAGCCACCUGCAGUGCCUCUCGGUCCACUGCACGGACGAGGUGGGCGAGGCGAAGGGCCGGACUGCGGUGCCGACGUGGAGGUCCCUGCACUCGGACAUCUCCAACAGAUUUGGGACUUUCGUGGCUGCCCUGACUUGAACAAAAGAAAUUAUUUUUUUCUCUUUUUAAUUUCAAAGGGCCGCUACUGCUAGGUGGACUAUUUUUCUAGGUUGGUACCUGCUUAGUGGCAUAUGGACUGGAAAGGGUUAAUUUAAAGUAAACCUCAACUUUUUUUUAAUCUUCUGCCACAGUAUGUUACCAGUGUUAACCCUUCUGCAGUUAGCACACUUUUGCUUAAGAUUUUCCUGCUAGACCACUUUUUCCCAUUAUUCUGUAACCUUGGCAUACAUUUAUAGAUGAGGCCUUUUCCUUUUUCAUCUCAGCAUAUGUCCAAGUCACCUACGUCAUAAUGAGACAAAGAUCAUCCUCCUCCUCCUGCUUUUCUUCCUCCUUUGCUUUGGUUUUCUUUGUUUUGUUUUGCUUUGUUCAGUGCUCAUUACGAUGGUGGUCCUGAAGAACAGCAGUUCAGGAAUAAAUGCUGGUUAAAGUGAAAUGGUCAUCAUGAUAGUAUAUAUUAUAUUGACACCCAGCUUCUGCCAGUCACAUACAAACCAAACAGUUAAUGCUCUGUUGAAUAUUCAGGCACCGAGCCUGCCCUUUCCCGAGAAAAUGAUGUUCUGUUAUUAGUAACGUUCAGCCUGGCUUGCUCUCCACCUCCCCCUGCGAGGUGAGGAUGUUCCUUCCUGUAUUUACCUUGGUGAAGCCCAGAGACGGAGCUUGGUCAUGAACGGGCUGGUUCAGGCACAGCCGGGGGAGGUAGAGAGGAGUUUUUCCAAGUCAGUCCAACAGGAAGUUUGCUUAAUAAUUCAGAGUCAUUCUCUCCCCCACUGAACACCAGGCUCCCUCUCUGCUUGCAAGCAGGGGGAGCUGGCAGCCUCCUGGUCCCGGUGAUGCUCCCACAGUUCCCACUUUAUCACUGCUGGAGAAACACCCCCCUUGUGCCCCCUGCACGAGCUGUGCUGCUGGGCCUGUGUCCCCAGAGUCCUGCCAGGCAGUGCUGCUGCACCCUGCCCGUUUUUUACCCAUUUUUAGCUGAAGAAAGAUGCUGUUGAUUAGAAGCCAGGUCCAGUGUCCCGUGUGCUUGUCUGUGGGGCUGUCCCAGUGUGGUGGCAGUGGCUGGGGGUGGGCCCAGCCAGGGGACAUGGGGGCUGUAUCCCCAGGGAAAGCGUUUUGCUGCCUCCAGGGCAGGGAAACCCCACCUUAGAUCUCCCCGAACUCAUUUGAGUCCCCGUUUCCACCACUCACUGAAGAACAGUGUUGCUGGAUGCAGACAAUGAAAGGAAAACCAUACUUUCCUGCUCGUGAUAGAUAAUACUCGUUUCAGAAGAAAGUUGGAAGCAAACCAGCUAAAGCCACAACGGACGUGAUGGUCUGAGGCUCCUGCGGUUUUCCGUAGCGCUGCCAUUACUUGUGCCUCCCCCAAGCCCGGGUUGCUGUCGCGCCCCACACGGGCCAGCUCGCUGGCCUCUGCUCCCUGGUGCUUGGCAACAUCCCUGGAGGUCUGGGUUUUAGCUGUGCACUAAAGGUUGGCCUCUCUGGUGUUAUUUAUUGCUUCUGCAGAGAAUUCACAACGUGUCCCUCCUCAGGGGAUGGAGUUUGAAGACUGCUUUGUAUUUUAUCUUUGAUGAUUGUGCUGGGCCUUUAAUUAUUUUGUAGUAAUGUUCUCAGUAGACACCAAUGGAGAGGAAAUUCUGCCUGAAACACCAGGGGCACAGGGUGGUCCAAAACCCUCACUUGCAGUCAGAUGUGCCUUCAGAGACUUGCAGUGUUUGAAAUGUUAUUUGAAUGUGCUCCUAGUAACCACGCAUGGAUUGAUUUCCUCUUACGGGUCUGGUCAGUGACUUGCCUUUGGAUGAAUUUGGAUAGUUUUUAACCUUGAUUUUAAAUCUUAUUUUACUUUUUAUUGAAGCUGGAGCUGCCGUGAGGAUGAGGAUUUUUGCUCAUCCUGGAGCAAUUGGCUGUGGAGCUGCCUCACGCCUGCUUAGUUUGGAAGAAAAGGAUGGGAUGUUCUGUACCUUCUGUAGGUGUGUGUGUGCUGCCCAGAGCUUGAAGCUCCUCCCUGGCCCUGCAAUAGAACAUCCGUGCCCCCAGUAAUGUACCUCCUGGUAGAACAGUAAUGGUCAGUCCCAGUUGAGACAAUGCCUCUUUGCCCAGGAUUUCUGAAGUCCCAAAUAUGUUUAACUGUAAGUCCUGAUAGCAAAGCACCUGGGGCUGCUGAGCUGAGGGGACUUCAGCGCUGGCUGGGGGCUUCAGUCUGCAGAUCCUGCCCUGUCCUGGUGCUUCUGCCCAUCCCAGCUGGGUGGGGCUUGGAGUAACCCCAGCAAAACACAUGCCCAGACAAACGACCCUGCAUUUCAGCACUUGCAGUUGAAAAUUUAGGAAGCAUUCAUGGUCUGGUGGCAUUCCUGUCCUGGAGUGCUGCCCCAAUGGCUCACUUCUUUGUUUUUAGUUUUUCUGCUGUGCUCAAGAGAACAGGUUUUUCAGGCUUCCUGAGGUCAGGGAUGCACACCCUGUGCUACCAGGAAGAGACCUCUGGGUGAAUGCUGCCCCAGACCAGUCAGAUGGCUUUUAAAUAGAGAUCCUAGUGUAAGUAGAAACCCUGUGACUCAGUUGGUCUCACCCACCCUUUCCUUCUGGUUUGCUCUCUGCAGCUUGUGCUUCUCUCCUGGAGCUGCUGUUCUCAUCCACUUCGGAUUUUUUCACUUGCUCAUAGAAAUACAAAGUGGAAGCAAUUCCUUAAAACCACGGCAAUCCAGACAGUUUUAAAUCCCAUGGAAUGAGAAGGAUGGGCUGUGCUGUGAGGACAUGUCCUCAGCUGCUGAGCUGUGGUUGGUAGAGAGUGAGGAGGUGAAGCCAGGGGCUGGCAGUCUUCUGGGCCUUUCUGCCUGUGUUGUUCUGAAUGCUAUGGCCACAUAGCAUUCCCUUUGCUAACCUCCUAUCGGUUCAGUCUUGUUUCAUUUAAGUGACACAAUCUGAGCAAAAGGAGAUGCUGGGAGCUCUGGUCAAGGCUGGCAGCAGCGCCAGGACCAACCUGGGCUUUUGUGGUUCCUUUGCUUUUUGCUAAAGAUCAGAACAGAAAUGGUACGUGUGACUGACCAGGACAAGCACCAUGUCAUGCUGGUUACCUGGUGUGUUUGGUACUGACAGCAUGUGCAGGAGGCUGGAGCUUUGUUGCAAAGCUGCUGUUGCCUGCAGGAAUAUCAUUGUACUCUUUUUCUCCAUUAAUUUGACACUGAAUGCACUGAUUAAUUUUUUUAGCGUAUAUAAAAUAUCAGCCCUACAUGGUAAGAACUGAAAUGAUUUAAUUUUCUGAGUAAUAAGGCUUCCAACUGAAACAUGUUUAGGAGCUGUAGGUUAAAGCCUGUUGUGCAAGAGGUAAGUUGUGCUCUUGGGGAGGGGAAAACAGGCACAGACAGUGUCAACCCAGGCUGGGUCACAGGCAGGUUGGUGGCAGAGCUGAGCUGUCCCCAGGGGCUGAGCUGCACAGCUGGAAGCUGCUUCCUUGGGAGGAUGAGCUGGUUCAAGAGAGGGUGAAGUUCUAUGAGUUACGUGAUCCCCAAUGACAGGGUAAAGCCAGAGUAAUAUCAGCUCACACCUGCUUGUCCUGUGGGGCUUGCACACCAGAGAUGUUGCACCAAGAAGCCAAAGACCUGUGGGAAAUGUGCCGUUAGGAUUUGCUCGGGGGGAGCCCGGGUGCCAGUCACCUGACCCAGCUCGCUGACUCCUUUGGCAUUUGUUGAAAGAAACCCAGCAUCUACCCUUAGUUAAAAUGUAGUAGCAAACUGAGCAAAAUCUCUCUUGCAUUUAGACUGGGAGGAGUGGGAAAUGAUCUCUGCCGAAAAAAAAAAAAAAAAAAGAGACUAGGCCUUAUUUAUUAAUUACUCCUGUGAAUUUUCUCCAGAUCAUUUCUUCCUAGGGUUACUUCUUCUCUGCUAUUCUCACGUGAUUGUUAGAGCAUCUGUGAGACAGGGUUUAGACUCAUUUUAAUUUAGUUAUGGUGGCUUUGAUCAGCUAGGUAAGGAUUUAAUGGUGUGGUAAGGGCAGAAGGGAACCAAUCAGUGUUGUGUCACCUGGGUCAUUCAAGGACUGGCUCAGACACCAUGGUCCUCGGAGGCAGCCCUGCCCGUGCCAGGGAUGGGGCUGAUCUUUCCCAGUGCCAGCAGGGAGGCAAAACAACGGGGUGAGGUGAGCACGGGGCAGUGUGGGGGCUGCUGGGGGAUGCAAAGGGGACACAGAAACAAAAGUGGUAAAUUUUGAUUAUUUUUGUCAAGCUGCAGUGUAAGGUUUUCUCAAGUAUUAGAUUCACAGCUGUUCAAUGGAUGGUGUGUAAGAUCAUAACCCAUUUUUAUAGAAUUGUUUCUCCUUUAUUGCUUAGGGCUAAUGGAGGAAAUAGUCUAAUUUUGUCUUAGGAAUUCUCUAUUAAAAUUGUUGGUUUGAGUCCAUCCGCUCAUAGAUUCUGACUGAUGAAACUGCAAGCUGUGAUUUCAGCAGUUAUAACUUUAUCACUAUCCAGUACCCAAGAAUAUUACAGCUUUAAAACAGCCUUAAGCAAAAGGAUGUUAUUUCUUUGUACUAAAUUUGGUUCACGGAAAAGAAAAAAAAAUCAAAACAAAACACAACCUCAAAACACUGGUAAUCUGUACUGCAUAGCAAACUUCUGAAAAAUGUUAUUGCACAUGUAAAAUAUGAAAACUUGACUCUGCUGUGUGUUAGGCAAUCCUGUAAUCUUCCUUUUUUUUUUUUCUUUUUUUUUUUUUUUAACUCAUUUCUUAAAUGCUUGGUUGGAAGACUGUGACAAUAGCUCAUGAAACUGAGUGUUAUUUUUUUUUUCCUUUUUUAAAUAUGUAAAGUGCAGUCUUCUGUAUUCAUGCAUAUUGUACAUAUCUGUAUAUGUUUUACUGAGCAACGAAAUAAUAAAUAUGAUGUUAAUGGUG
Molecule: messenger RNA, 8869 nt
Organism: Apus apus (common swift)
Lineage: Eukaryota; Metazoa; Chordata; Aves; Apodiformes; Apodidae
Gene: MN1
Product: MN1 proto-oncogene, transcriptional regulator
Exons: 2
Coding region: 366-3974 (1202 amino acids)
Biological process (GO): regulation of DNA-templated transcription
Source: RefSeq, a predicted model, not a curated record